AGCCAGGCUGCAAAAAAAAAAAAAAAGUGAAUUUACUUGAGAAGAAGAAGAUUUUGGAUGACGGGGCGAGCACACGUGGAUGCAGACUGGAUGGAAACUGAUGCAAACUAACCACAACUACGUCUGGUUGCAAGGGGAUGAUACACCUGGGUCGUUUCUUUUAUUAAAGUAGUCUUUUUUUAGUCGCUGUCAACAUGCAGAGUCCGGACGAGAGGGAGACCAGUCCCCCCAGGUCGGACAGGAGGUUCGCCCUGACUUACGUGGGCUGGUCGUCGCUCGACAGGCGGACCACGCUGCCCAUGCUGCCGUGGCUGGUGGCGGAGAUCCGCAGGAAGAGCGAGAGAGGCGACCUCGGCCCGGCGGUGCAGCCGAGGGACGUCCAGCUGGUCCUCAACCCCCCGUUCGUCCGGUGCGUGCCCUCCAGCAGCAGCAGCUCGUCCGUGUUUAUAUUCGAGCACAAGGCGCAGCUCGUCUCGCGUUUCAUCCACAACAGCAACGACCUCUCCUACUUCGCCUAUCUGACGAGGGGCCAGCCCGACAACCCGGAGUCCGAGAUGACCUGUCACGUCUUCAAGGCCUGCGACCCCAACCAGGUCCCUGAGGUGAUCAGCAGCAUUCGCCAAGUGUCCAAAUCAGCCUUAAAGGAAGACACCAAGCCCAAACAGGAAGCCGACGAGGCCUUCUACAACUCCCAGAAGUUUGAAGUGCUUUACUGUGGCAAGGUGACAGUUCAGCACAAAAAGGCUCCAGUCACCCUGAUCGACGACUGCAUCGACAAGUUUCGUCUGCAUGAGGUGGAGCGCAAGCGCUUGCGACUGCUCAGUGGCCAGCGAGGGUCCACAGAGAGUGCCCCAGUGGAGUUCCUCAUCGGGGGAGAGGGAGACCCCCUCUCCACUGCUCUGAAUGAGAGUAUAGAGUACACAGAAGGAGUGGAGGACAUGACAGGAGUUAAAGGCCUGUCUAACAGUGGCAGUCAGAGCAGCCUGCGAGGAACGUUCCCCGAGUGCAUCCUGGAGGACUCUGGGUUUGAGGAGCCCCAGGAGUUCCGUACGCGCUGCAGCAGUCUGGCCGGGAGCCUGCAGAGGAAGCCUGGGGAAGGCGUUCUCAUUGGCCCUGCACGCCGCAGACACUCGAGCGCACCGAACCACGUUCAGCCUUCUGACUCGGACAAGAACCGCACCAUGCUCUUCCAGGUCGGGCGUUUUGAAGUUAAUCUCAUAAGUCCGGACAGUAAAACGGUGGUGCUGGAGAAGAACUUCAAAGAUAUCUCAUCCUGCUGUCAGGGUGUCAAGCAGUCCGACCAUUUUGGAUUCAUCUGCCGCGAUCAAUCCGAGGCCGGUCCCAGUCAGUACGUGUGCUACGUUUUCCAGUGUGCCAGCGAGUCCCUGGUGGAUGAGGUGAUGAUGACCCUGAAGCAGGCCUUCACGACAGCAGCGGCCUUACAGAGCAACAAGACCCAGAUCCAGCUGUGCGAAGCCUGCCCCAUGCACGACCUGCACAAGCUCUGCGAGCGGAUUGAAGGUCUCUACCCACCCAGAGCAAAGCUAGCCAUCCAAAAAUAUCUCUCCAAGCUGACUGACAACGAGCAGGCUGAGAUUUUUGAGAGAGUUCAGAGACUGAAGCCCGGGUCGGACCAAGAGGAGAACGAGCUGGUGGUUCUCCAUCUGAGGCAGCUCUGUGGAACCAAACAGAAGUCCCAUCUUCACAUCGGAGAUCCCCUGCAGAAUGCAGCCAACAGCUCGUCGGCAGGAGACGGCACGGCCACCAGCAGUCGCUUCAAACUCGACAUCCUCAAGAAUAAAGCUCGCACCUCGCUCACCAGCUCCCUGGAGAACAUCUUUGCAAGGGGUGCCAGUCGGAUGCGGGGCCGUUUGGGAAGCAUGGGAAGCAUCAGCAGUUUUGAAAGGCAGGAUGAGGAAUCCCCCGGUCACUCCCCUCCGGGCUCCCCUCCUUUCCCUGACGACGACGGCGGCGACCCGGAAGGCGGCCUGCAGUUCCGCCGGCGUGCCCACACCUUCAGCCAUCCACCCGUGAAGAAACGCAUCUCCUUUGAGGGCCAGCCGGGCGGCCAGAGCAAACAGGCUCCGCUGCGCAGACAGCAGUCUGUCAACCCCGACCUGCUGCAGAGCAGUCCCGUUGCCAUCUCGAGAACGCGCAGCGUCUCGGAGAGCGAGUCCACCUUCGGCCUCCCCUCCUCCUUCUCCGCCCCCACUUUCCUGAAAAGCAUUUACCAGGGCUCACUGGGCUCCCUGAGCUCCCUGGCAGACAGUGGGAGCCUCAAGAGCAAUGGGGAAGGCAGGAAGAGGACCCUGUCCACCUGCAGCGGCGACUCGGUAAGCGGGGGCCUCCCUCCGACCCCACGCAGGGUGUCCUGGAGACAGAAGAUCUUCCUGAGGGUCGCCUCGCCCAUGAACAAGCCGGCCGCCUCGAUGCAGCACCCAGACCACUCUGACGGCAGGGAGCUGUUACCUCUCUCUCCCCGCGGCGGAGGCUCAGGUUUUGAUCCUCUGGGGCGUCUGCUGCACCCGACAGGCGACCCCCUGUCCGGGGAGAGGCCUAAGAGGACCGGGGCAGACCACCGGGCCCUAUGGAAGACUGCCAUCCACCAGCAGAUCCUGCUGCUGCGCAUGGAAAAGGAGAACCAGAGACUGGAGGCGAGCAGGGAUGAGCUGCACAUCCGCAAGAUGAAGCUGAACUACGAGGAAGUGGGCCAGUGCUCCAAGGAAGCUCAGGCAUUGUGGGAGAGAAAACUGACGGCCCCGGGCAGAACGACAGUCCCGCAGGAUAAGGAGGAGAUGUAUCACGCUCUCCGCCAAGGUGUUCCUAAGAGCAGGCGCGGGGAGGUCUGGCAGCUCCUUUCCCAUCAGCACCGGCUGUGUCACAGGAUGCCCCAGCGCCAGCAAGCCCCAGACACCCCCUACCAAGACCUGCUGAAGCAGCUCACCGCGCAGCAGCACUCUAUUCUGGUGGAUCUAGGCCGGACCUUUCCCACCCACCAGUACUUCUCAGCCCAGCUGGGCGCAGGGCAGCUCUCACUCUACAACCUCCUGAAAGCCUAUUCUCUGCUGGAUACAGAGGUCGGCUACUGCCAGGGCAUCAGCUUCUUGGCCGGAGUGCUGCUGCUGCACAUGAGCGAGGAACAGGCCUUUGACAUGCUGAAGUUCCUCAUGUACGACCUCGGCAUCAGGCAGCAGUUCAGACCCGACAUGGUCUCUCUGCAGGUUCAGAUGUACCAGCUCUCCAGACUGUUGCACGACUACCACCGCGACCUGUACAAUCACUUGGAGGAGCACGAGAUCAGCCCGAGCCUCUACGCGGCGCCGUGGUUCCUCACGCUCUUCGCCUCACAGUUCCCGCUCAACUUCGUGUCCCGCGUCUUUGAUUUUGUAUUUGUGGAAGGGACCGGGGUGAUCUUCAAAGUGGCUCUCUGUCUGCUGGGCAGCCAUGAGGGGGAGAUAGUGGAGUGUGACAGCUUCGAGAGCAUCGUGGACUAUCUGAAAACUACAAUUCCCGCCCUCACUCAGACCCAGAUGGAGCAGACCAUUGCCAAGGUAAUGGAAAUGGACAUUUCCAAGCAGCUGCACGCGUACGAGGUGGAGUACCACGUCCUGCAGGAUGAGAUGUUGGAAGCCGGGCCGCUGCCCGAUGACUCCGACCGGCUCGAUAAACUAGAAAAGGCCAAUGUGCAGCUGAAGAAGCAGAACAUGGACCUGCUGGAGAAACUACAGGCUGCGCGGCAGAAGAUCCAGACGCUGGAGACGAGCGUGGAGAACUUCCUGUCUCGGGAGAGCAAAAUGAAGCACAUGAUUCGCUCUCUGGAGCAGGAGAGGGUAGCUCACCAGAAGACCAUCGAACGCAUGCGCUCGUGCCUUCCCCCCGACGCCCUGACAGAUGUGGAGAUGACCCAGAUCAAAACGGGACCCAACGUGAAAGCCAAAACCGUAGCCAAGAAACCCUGAUGGCAACCCAGGGUGUGGGGGUGGUGGGUGGGGGGGACAUACAAGCAGAGACUGAGGUGAACAAGCUGACACUGCUUCAGCGAGGAGGCUGCCGAGCUCCACAACUAUUGUUGUACAGCUGCCUCGAGUGUCAGGGUUUGUAAGUGUGUGACGUGUGGACUUUGUAUGGGAAACAUCUACGUGGUGUUCGUCAGAAUAGAGCAGUGGGAGGAUGGUUCCGUCGUAUUGGCGACAGACUGUUCCAAUCGGUGCGUCAAAAGCUGCCUCUCCUUCUCGUCAGUUUCACUGCCAGUUUGAAAGGUGAGAUCAAGAUGCGCAACAUCCUCCCUAUUGAGAUCUUUUUUUAGAAAUCAGGGGGGGGAUUUUCUAGUUUGACACACAAUGUGUCUGCCUCAGCAAAUCCUUUUGAGAGACUGCUUUAUGUAUUUGCUACAAGUCUCUGUAGCACCACAAAAGCAGUUAAAAAAAGUUGCCUGUUGGCAAACAGUCCUUUGGACCUCAGGUUCAGCUUAUAGCCAUUACCAGAGUGUGUGUGUGUGUUUGUGUGUGUGUGUGCAUGCGUGUGUGUGUGUUUGUGUGACUCUGGAGUUGAUGCCCCAUUGUUUUUGAACUUGUGUCUGUGAUGGAAACCCUGCCUCAGAGUGCUUUGUCAUUUCCUUGUGAAGGUAAUUUCCCUCCAAAGAUCGUUAGUUGUUGUACAGAGACACCUGAGUGCAUGUUUUUCGCCAUAUUAGGCUUUUUUAACUUCCAGCAGACACAUAUGUGUAUCUGGGCGCUAGUCGCUCAGCACUGCACCACUGCCUUCACGUGAGAGACCUUUUAAUACGUGCACUUGCGAGGAGGAACGUUUUUUUUCUAAAUCUCUAGGGCAGGAUGUCAGUUCGUCUGCCUUCUCGGUUUCCUGUAUGAUGACCGCGGUGUCGCCUCGUUUAAGCGCUGCUGUUCAGACGCCGAGUCCGGAGGUUCACGCUCCCAAGAAAGAAGGCAAAGUAAAAACAGACUGAGGUGGAGGAGUGAUCUGAAUUAACAUCACACAUGCUUAUGUUCUAAAAGUCUGGAUGACAUUUUUUUGUUUUUGUCACCCCCAAAGUUUCACAAAACUGUCAACGCCCUCUCUCUUCCUGUAGUUCUUAAAGGUGGGACAUCAAGCAGAUAGUUGAUUGGCUCAAUUUGCAGUUGCCUUUGCUUUUUGGUCACACAGCCAAUUUCAUGUUUGCAGUGAAGCUCAAGUGUUUAGGUGAGUAGAGAGACCGCAAAGGAAACGAGGAACAUAAAUUCAGUUCCCUUUUUUGAGUGUGGUCGAGUCCCUCCCGAUGCUGAGUAAUGUAUACAGUACAUGCGCGCACACACAGACACACACACACACACACACACACACACACACACUCGCAUGCAAACAAGCUGCGCGGUGAACUGUCUGACUGCAUGGGCAGACGGUUCAGAAGAGUUCAAAGCCCCGUCACUGCCUCCCUCCUCAGUUUAGUUUUCAUCCCACCUCCAUGUCUGACUCACCAUCACCGGUUCUGAUUGAAAGCAAAACAGGCCUGGGUUUCACUCUGCUUCCAUAUAAAAACACCCUUACAUUAAUACCAAGGUGAUGUCUUAUCACAGGAAAAGCACUUACCAGCGGUGUCUUUCAGUCUUCCUGCCCUGGGUGACAUGUUGUGGUGACGCAUUUUAGUGUCCGUGUAGAGUUUUUAUUCUCAAACUUUAUCCAUAAACAGGCGUAACCUUUGACAAUGUGAUACAUUUGUCUUUAGCAAUCCUGUGUGAUUUAAUGCACCCAGAGCACUUGCCUAUACUUUUGAUGCAGAGUUAAAGGAGCUACAGUUACUUACAGAAAACGUUGUGACGAAGAUAAAUUCUCCCUAAUGUUCCCUGUCGCGGUGAAAUAGUCGCCUCUUCACGGUCAAACAACUCAUUUUGAACUCUGCGAAAUGAUGCGUAGGACACGGCCUUACACGAAUCCUUUGCUGGUGUUUUGCUCUUACAGUGUUUGUGCAUUAUAUAGAUUGACCUUUGAACCAAAGAUGUGGUUGCUUUUCAAAGAAAAAUGAACUAAUGAAAAAUGAAUGAUUUCAUCCAAAAUGCUGUGUUGCAUUAUGAAUAUGUAUAUUUACACUUUUUUUCACUACACCUUUGCAGCUUUCUUCUGGUUUGUAUUAUGACAAGAGCUUGACGGUAUACUAAAUAUUGUCAUCAAAAACUUGAAAAAAAAGAACAGUUGGCCGUCUUGUUUACUCAUUGUAUUCCUUUGUGCCAAAAAAUAAAUGAUGGCCUUUAAUCUCCAUUGAUCGGAGGUAUGUGACCAUUUUGUCAAUAUCCAAUGUGGUUAGCAAAGGGUGUUUAUUGUACUUCAGGUGCUCCGAGUCCUGACUACUAAAUAGUGCUUGUAACGCUGUUUUGUAAGGAAAGACUUUGACUUAAUAAUAGAUGGAUUGUUGUCGACCGAGGGCUCUUCAAAAAACAAAGACACUGUCAUGAAUUCUUCAAUAAACUUCACCUUGCCUUGUUUUCUGUCUACUCAUAC
Messenger RNA from Anoplopoma fimbria (sablefish), 6489 nucleotides. It is a transcript of the gene tbc1d4, whose product is annotated as TBC1 domain family, member 4. The record is from RefSeq and is a predicted model, not a curated record. NCBI's taxonomy places the organism in Eukaryota, Metazoa, Chordata, Actinopteri, Perciformes, Anoplopomatidae. Bases 195 to 3959 code for a protein of 1254 amino acids. The transcript has 23 exons.